AUGCCUCCUUUUUUUGACUUCAUCCUUAUGGUCAUGCUUCUUAUUUUUCAUUUCCUUUACAAGGCAUCAUCCUCGAUCGUUUCAAUAUUCCAGCCCACCUUGCCUCAUAAUGACAUUAUCAUCACUACGUUCAUGCAAUUCAUUACACUACUUGUAACUGAUCCGCUAUUGCAAGCAAUUGAUGACUUCGAUCAAUUGCAAUGUCUCAUCGUAGGAGACCUAGCAGUCCACUGCUACAUCCGCGAAGAAGAAACAGAGGCAAACAGAACACUAAAUUUGGAAAUCGCAAUUUAUCCCCCAAAGUUGGCCCGCGAGAUCAAAGCAAAAUUGACCCAAAUCAACGGGUUCGAGCGACCGACAAGUGUGCUAUACUGGAAUAUGGCUCUCGGCCGUCCCCGUAUAAGCAUAAUUCCGACAGACGAGUUGCCGUAUGUCCCCGCAGGCCUCCAGCCCCUGCCGCAAUUUCGUUACACCAGGCUUCCGCUCAUCGAUAAACUAGACCUCAUGGUCUGUAAAGCCUACACGUGCGGCAUGAGAUCCAAGGAGCAAAAUGAGAAAGAUGCCUCCGAUGUGAUCAAGCUUAUAAAUCUCGAUUGCAAUUACACAUUUUCGCAGCGUCUAUCGCCUGACCAGUGGAAGCAUCUGAUUGAAUCGGAAGAAUAUAUUGCUAAAUUUUAG
Messenger RNA from Aspergillus niger, 678 nucleotides. RefSeq lists its product as hypothetical. The transcript has 3 exons. The record is from RefSeq and is a predicted model, not a curated record. Bases 1 to 678 code for a protein of 225 amino acids. Lineage: Eukaryota; Fungi; Ascomycota; Eurotiomycetes; Eurotiales; Aspergillaceae.